AACAACUUUGUCUGUGGGGGGAGAUUGUGAACCAGGCUGGGCCAAAUUCGGAAGGAAGUAACCGCUGAAGAAGAAAUUCGCAACCAAAGUGUGCGGAGAAUGAGAAAAUCGAUGUGAUGUUUGAACGAUUCUCCAAAAUCAUUAAUGAUCUCCAUGUUCUCAAGAAGACGUACACAGACAAGGAGCUUGUGGGAAAAAUCCUGCGGAGUCUCACACCGGAAUGGCGCUCCAAAGCCGAUGCCAUCCAAGAGUCCAUCGGCAUCACAAAUGUCACCAUCGACGGGCUUAGAGGUAACCUCAAAACCUAUGAGUCUACCAUUCUUUUCCCCUCUUUAGGUGAACAAAAGAAGAAGGGGAUUGCACUCAAGGCUUCCACGAGCCAAGAACCCGUCGUGGAGGAAUCAAGCGAUGAAGACAACGAGUUCGGGCUCGUUAUCAAGAAAUUUCACAAGUUCAUGCGCAAGGAGUAUGAACGAAAGAGCAAGAGGCAUGGAGGACCACCCAAGUGCUAUGGGUGUGGAGAAGUUGGGCAUAUCAAACCAAAAUGCCCAAAUGCCAAGAAUGGGAAGGAGAAGAAACCAUUCAAAAAGCACCGAGCGUACAUUUCGCGGGGAGGUGAUUCCGGCAACAAGUCAUCGGAAGGCGAAGAAAAUGAAAGCGCCAACCUUUGCCUCAUGGCACACGAGGAACCACCGGAAGAGGUAUGUACCACUUCUAAAGAUUCUUACACUUUUGAUGUACAAGAAGCCUUUAAUGAACUUUAUGAUGAAUAUGUCAACGCUUCUAAAAUUAACAAGGAUUUGAAGAAACAACUUACUUCCAUGGAGAAGGAAGUUGAUAAACUAUCAAAAGAUAAUGAAAAACUUAAAGAAGAAAACAAGUUUUUCAGAAAAAGAAGCGCCAACAAACUGGAAAGUUCAAAAUGUAGCUCUUGUAUAUCACUUAAGGAACAAGUUGCAAAACUUGAAGGAACUUUGAAGAAGUUUGGUGUUUCUCAUAAAAACCUUAAUGAUGCUCUUGACAAUUUGCAACUUACUAAACAUGGCUUAGGGUUUGAAAAUGAAACCAAUAAUAAUAAGGAAAAAGUUGAGCAACCACCUAAACAACCUAAGGCUCAACCUAGGAAAACUAAAAUGAGCAAUAAUAGACAACCUACAACAACUAGGAACACUAGACCACCUAGAAAGAACACCAGGAUAAACAAUGAUUUGUUGGAGAACAUCUAUCUCAACGACAAUGACGAAGGAGACAACUCAAAGGAAAGCCAAGAUGAAGAAGUAGAGCCACCCAUAAACGAGGAACAACCACAAGAGGAGGAAACGCCAAUGCCAAGGGCAUGGAGGACUUCAAAGAACCAUCCUCUUGAUAAGGAGGACAAAGAAAGCGUUCCCGCACCAGCAAGAACGUGGCUUCAACUUCGACAGCCUCGUCCACAACGUCAACCAAGGGAUGCUUCUUCAAACACCCCUUCUCUUGCCGAGCAAAUGGCCGCCUUGACCGCCACUCUCUCUCGGAUUGACACCAACGUCUCCCAAACGGCCCAAAAUGUCAAUAUUUUGAGCCGAUUAUCGUCGGAAGAUAAGAGAAAGUUAUCAAUGAACGCAAAGGCAAUCAACAUCCUCCAUUGCUCUCUCGGCCCCGAUGAAUUUGCACGAGUAUGCUCAUGCAAAACGGCCAAGGAGGUAUGGGACUUGCUACAAGCUACUCAUGAAGGCGACGUCUCAACUAAGCAAACGAUGAUUGCCCUUGAGAAUUCCGAAUACGAAUCUUUCAAGAAAGGGCCAUGCGAGACGAUCCAAGACAUGAACAAAAGGUUCAAUGAGAUCGUCAAUAAGUUAAAGAACGAUUUCCCCCCUUCAGUCACUAGGCUCCACCUUCGUCAUCUUCUUGCUCCUGGAAUUGCCUUUCCGUUAAGUGCAAACAUUUGUAGCCCAGCCCUGGAACAAAAAGAUCAAAUGGCAUCAAGAAUGUUCAACGCAAGGGUUACCGAGGGACAAUCAACCACGAGGCCACCUUUGUUCGAUGGAACAAACUACUCGUAUUGGAAGGAGAGGAUGAGAAUCUUCAUCCAAUCCAACGGCUACAAGCUGUGGUUGAUUGUGAAGAACGGUUGCAGGAUUCCGAUGAAGGAGGUCGAUGGAGUCUACCUUCCCAAAACCAAAGAAGAGUUUGACGAGAACGACUUCAAGAAGAUGGAGCUCAACGCCAAGGCAAUAAACAUAAUUUAUUGCGGCGUGAAUGGAGAUAACUACCGGAAGAUAUCGCGGUGUGAAAUCACAAAGCAAAUGUGGGAGAAGUUGGAAAUCACCUACGAAGGAACCACCCAAGUUCGGGAGGCUAAAAUAGACCAACUCCCCCACGUGUACGAGUUGUUCUCAAUGAAGGAGAACGAGAAGGUGGAAGACAUGUUUGAGAGAUUCUCCAACAUCAUCAAUCCUCUCAACCUUCUCGGAAAAGUCUACACCGAUCGAGAACUUGUAAGGAAGGUGUUGCGGAGCUUGCUUGUCACCGAAGUGCCGUUCAAAGGUGGACGCAAUCGAGGAAGGGCGCGGCUUCCAAACGAUGACUUAUGACUCUCUUCGAGGAAAUCUCAUUACCUACGAAACCACUCAAUUUUCAAAAGUGGUUGAAGAGAAGAACAAGAAAAGCCUCUCUCUUCCCGCAACAACGUCAACCAACAACGUUGACGACGAAGAUGAUGAUAGCGAUGGCACCGACAUUGGACUCUUCGUCCGGAGAUUCAAGAAUAUGAUGAACAAGAAGGGAGCCAAGAAGAACACUCCACCCAAGUGCUAUGGGUUAAUGAAGUGACGUGAUCCUGGAGGCAGACGGAGGCGAGAUUGUCGGAAUGGAUGUGAUGGUUUUGAAUUAAAGAACAUAAAUAAAUUAUGUUUGUGAUUAUGAUUGUUAAGCUUCCGCAAUAUUGAAAACUCCGUACUGUUUAUAUUAUGAAAAAUAUUAUUGUGAUAAAUAAAAGUGUUUGAAAUGUUUUAAAUUUUUACGAUUACCAAGUUAAUACUUUAAUCUGAAAGGGGCUGCAGACCUAGACNUAUGUUUAUUUGCUACACGCAGGUUAAUGAAGUGACGUGAUCCUGGAGGCAGACGGAGGCGAGAUUGUCGGAAUGGAUGUGAUGGUUUUGAAUUAAAGAACAUAAAUAAAUUAUGUUUGUGAUUAUGAUUGUUAAGCUUCCGCAAUAUUGAAAACUCCGUACUGUUUAUAUUAUGAAAAAUAUUAUUGUGAUAAAUAAAAGUGUUUGAAAUGU
This is a messenger RNA of Cuscuta campestris, 3263 nucleotides long. Lineage: Eukaryota; Viridiplantae; Streptophyta; Magnoliopsida; Solanales; Convolvulaceae. The record is from the annotation of a GenBank genome assembly.